Messenger RNA from Perca fluviatilis (European perch), 888 nucleotides. It is a transcript of the gene rec114, whose product is annotated as REC114 meiotic recombination protein. Bases 113 to 778 code for a protein of 221 amino acids. The transcript is spliced from 7 exons. The record is from RefSeq and is a predicted model, not a curated record. Lineage: Eukaryota; Metazoa; Chordata; Actinopteri; Perciformes; Percidae.
CACGCGCCACGCGCCAACACGCAACCAGGCUAGUCUACUACUCACACUGUUUGUUUGCACGGCAGGUGUUGGUUAGCCAUAACAAUAUUAACAAAUAAUUAAAUUACUGGAAAUGGCCACCAGUCAGGCAUGGAGGUUAAAACGCUAUGGGCGUUUCGUUCCAGGCUCUACAGGGGGAAAGCCUUGGAAGAUAUUUGAGGCUAAUGUCAAUAAACCUGAAAUUGUCCUCACCAUUGUGGAAUCUGGAUUCUUGCUGGUAAUGCAAGGACAGGAAAGCUUGGAUACAGUCCCUUUGCUCAGUGGAUCCAAUCUUCUCAAAGUACACCAGAAAUCUGAUAACCUUAUGUUUCGAUUUUCUGUGAAGGGAGAGAGCCGCAUGAUGAGGAUGCAGUUUGAUGGACGUAGCAGGGAAGAGGCUAUAAAGGAGUGUUCAACUGCUGUGGAAAAGCUGAUGGAGUACAUGCCUGUCACCAAUCAGGAGGACGCCAAAUUGCCUCCUAAUCAGUCGCCUGCUGAGGUCUCUGCAGCAGUGAUACAGACUUGGCAGGGAAAGGCCGUGGGAGUUGAGCCUGAGGUUAUCCAAGGAUCAUUGUCCAUCAAGCGUCUUAGCCAGCACAUAUUGGGAGAGACUGCUUUGACUCUGCCUCAAGUAUAUCGCCACAGUUCUUUGGCACAAGGUGACUUGGAGCCCAUCCUGCGUGUUUGUCUGCUGGAUCCCAGCUUUCCUGCAUAUGUGGAGAAGGUGGAAGGGGAGCUGAGGAAACUGCUUCAAGAGUGAAGAAUAUAAACAACAGCUGAUGGCAGAAAGACACAUGGAGCAGAAACACCGUAUUAAGGCAGCAAAGGUGCCCAGAAUUAUCAGCACAACUCCAACUAAGAAGAGCAUCA